Molecule: messenger RNA, 8568 nt
Organism: Peromyscus californicus insignis
Lineage: Eukaryota; Metazoa; Chordata; Mammalia; Rodentia; Cricetidae
Gene: Dgcr8
Product: DGCR8 microprocessor complex subunit
Exons: 14
Coding region: 4555-6894 (779 amino acids)
Biological process (GO): primary miRNA processing
Cellular component (GO): microprocessor complex
Molecular function (GO): heme binding; double-stranded RNA binding; primary miRNA binding
Source: RefSeq, a predicted model, not a curated record
AGGCGGGCUGGGCCACGCGGAGUCGCGGCCUUUGUGCAGCGGCGGCCGGGCUCGGAGCCCAGGCGUCGUGGACGUAGGGUGCUGUCGGCCUGGUAACGAAGCCCCUCGGCCGGUGGGCCGGAAGCCAUCGCCUGGCCUUCUGGCGGGAGACGUGUGGGCAGGGACACCUCUCGUCCUGAACUCUGCCUGUUUUGGCCGUUUGGAAAAGCCGAGAAACCGUCCAAGUCUCCACCAAAUUGCCCGUGGAUGAGGUGUCAUGUAGCUUAUCAGGAUGUGGUUUUACAGUAACAAUGAACGUGGUAGAAUAAAUGGGAAGUGGCAACCUGUUGACAGCGAUACCUGUCAAGUAGUAUCAUCCAGUGGACUUGGGUUGCUACCUGGUAGGAAUUUGAUUUGCCAUCUUGCAUGCUUGCAUGUACCUCGUUGCUGGAUGCACAGAUGUCCUAUGUAGGGUUGUUGACUUAUGGAAGCCAAUCACUAGGAGGGGCCCACCAUCUGCUGGCCCAAACUGGACUCCCAGUCUUGAAAGUGGCUCAGUCCCCACUGUAAGCCACUACUAACCAAAGGGAGUGAAUGGCUAGUGAGUGUGGCCUGUAAGUUCAAAAUACGAGAAUUUGCAGGGUGACAAAGGAAUUGAUGAGGUCAUACUGCCUUUGGGUUGGGCAGGAGGCUGCAGCUGUAGCGUUGGUCACCACAGCUGUAUCUCCACACCAGUCCAGCAAGUAGGAGUUGUCCAGAUGUGUUGGGUAAGCCCCAUGUAACCAGUGUAAGGGUCCAGGAUAGCCAGCUGGGGGCCCGCUGCUUGCUCACAGUCCAAUUGGCAAAGCAAGGUCUGCAUCCACAGGUUCAGUCAGCUGAAGAACAGUGAGGCUGAAGGGCUACCCUUUGACAUCCAUGUGGCCAGGGGACAGGCACUUCUCAGUGCUUGUUGCAGGUUUACCUUGUAGGAAGUAGGAUUUUGACUGGUGUGCCCAGUUUUGGCCUUCUGCCGUCAUCAUUCCCCUCCCAUGUGAUCUCUUCUAGUUUUCACGUCAACUUUCCUUGACAUCUUCCAAAUCUCCAUCUCCAGCGCUGGCCUCCUUUCUGAUCCAUAAACCCCUGCUUGUAGCUGCUCUUUUCAGCUUUGCUGUGGAUUGCUUUGACACCAAGUAGUUUGACCCAAGCCGAGCUCCUGUUACAGUCCAUGCCAGAACAACCCUUAGGCCUGUCUAAAGUCACCUUGGUGCCUCUCUCAGGCCUUCAUGCAUUUCUCAGCAAGCCUUGCCACCUGUUUCCAACAGCAGACCUUUUCCCAGAAACUGGAACUUAAAGUCCUGGUCCGAGCUACCUGGUGAGCCUUUUAAUUCUCCCCCCUUUAUAAUUGGAUCCCCACUCUCACCCUCUUAGUAGCUUUUCUGGACACGAGGAAUUCUUUAAAUUGCAUGAUGUUAUAAAACUGGGGUAUUACAGACUCAGGCCUGCUUGUUUGGGUGGCAAAGCAACUGUAUCACUUCCUAGCUUUGUGACCUUGAGCAAGUUGUUUAACCUUUCUGUCAGUGCUGGGUGAGCUCAUGAAGUCCUUAGAGCAAGGCCUGUAUGAGGGUUGGCUGCCAUUGCUACCCUUCUGUGCAGUAUCCUGUUUCUCACAAUAAAAAAGAUUAAAAAACAAAAAAACCGAAGACUUGCUGACCUGACUUGCUGUCACUUCCCCUCACAUAGCACCCUAGCUUGGCCACACCAUGUCUCUGCCCCAGGGCCUUUGCUUUUCCUCUAGGUGUCCUCUACAGUGACCUCCUUUUACCCUUGCUUCCACCUGCCUCUGUCUGUUUCAUCUUUAGGUGGGUCCUGGCUGUAGAGCCUAGUGUAGUCUUUUAGAAGCUGCUUCCUGCUUCCCAGGUUUUUUCCCCCUUUGUUUCAGCUAGAAUAUUUGUCAAUAUGUGACAUCAUAGAUAAUUUUCUUGUUAUUAUCCAUCUCCCCCACUGAUAUGUAAGCUCUGUGGGGCAAGUGUUUUGUCUGCCUUUUGCUUAACACUUACAAAUGAUGUGUGCCUUAUAGAAGGCAUUUAGCAAAUAGUUGAUUAACGAAUUGAGUAAGCUUACAGAGGGAAAAGUCAGAAACCUAUCUAGGACUGUCCACUGCUGAGCCCAAGAGUUAAACAGUUUUCCUGCUCCUGCAAGAUGUGUACUCAUGGGCCUCAGGGUACUACCUGUGCUAUGUAUCUCUUUAAAGCCCUGUCCCCUUUAAGACUUACUAAUGUCUUCAUUUAUUGUUUUCAUUUUGUAGUUCUACCCUGGCUCCUUAGCCCAUAACAUGUAGCAUGCUCCCCCUUCCUGGGCCACUCUUUGUCUCUAUCCCUGCCUACUUGGGUCUUCUUCCCAUUAGUAUGUUCUAUCUUAGAAAGCACAGAUUUUGACUUCCUGUGGUCUCUGAACACCUACCAGGCCCUUUCCUGUUCUUAUUCGAGUCUGUUAGAACUAAGCGUGCUGACCUGUCUGUCCUCUGCAGUGGUCCUUGGUUGCCAGGAAACUAGCUUUGUCCCUUUGGUCUCCCUUCUGGUUCCUUAAUGAUUGCUGCUCUUCUCAGUCAUUCCUAAGCACCUUUGAUGGGAACACCUUUAGAGAGGUAGUUUGUUAACUUCCCAUUGAAUUAAAAACUGUGAGGCUGUCGUAGGUUAUAGGAAAUAAAAUGAUAGCAUAGUUUGACUUGUCAACUAUGUCCAGGCCAUGGGGUCCUUGUCUUCAUUAGUGGUAGCACCUCUCAAAGAAUAGAUUGUAAGUGGAUAUUUAAAUGGUUAAUUUAACCUAAACAAGCCUCUGGCUUUUAGGUUGUACCUUCAGCAAGGCAUAACCACUCCACUUAGUCCCUUUACUGUAAGCUGCUUAUAUAGAUGAUGUCUUCUGUCUCUUGUCUUCUCUGGGGUCUUAAGAAUAUGAGUUGUGUAGGUGUAACCAAGCUGUCACCCAUGGGCAUGGUCGUGUGUGUAUAUCUGCACCUGCACCAGUGUGCAUGGCAUGUGCAUGUUUCUGUGCAUGAUGUGGGAGUGUGCAUGUAUGUGUGUGUUUCUGCCAAUAGCCUUUCUUUGUGUGGACCUCUGGGUUUUGUGGCUAGCUCUGAUCUGCCUUCUCUGUUGUGUUGUCCCUCUUUUUACACAUCCUCUAUAGCAGAGCUUCCUGGGAGUAUAUCCUUCCCUCUCUGCUAGUUCCCUCUUGUGGUUUUGGUACUUUCCUCCCAGUUCAUGUGGUCGUCUCCACCAGACUUCUUCAGGGCUCCAGAGUUGUGUGGCCUGAGUACUUGUGAGACAGGGCUGCCUGCAGCAUCCCUCUAUUCUUCUCUCUAGCCUCGGUACCAGAGUGUGUCUGCAGAGAAGCCUUUUUCUUCACCUCCUUUUUUCUCCUUUCUACCCUAUAGGGUCUGCAAGCGUAGACAAUUCCUGUGACACUUUCUUAUUGUUUCCAGAGCUGCUUCUACAUCUUUGUUUUGGAGAACUGCCCCAACACCUGGUGCAUUCACCUAUACCUGGUAUAGCUGUGAGUCUUCUCUAUAAGGAGAGUCGAUUCCCUCUUGAUAGCUCACUAUCCUCAGCCUGGGGCUAGGCUCCUGGUACCACCCAGGACCUUUUCUGCCUUGACUCUAGCUUUCUGUGUUGCCCUGCCUACCCCCCAAUAUUAGCAGGCUCCCUUCCCAACAGACACCCUCCCUCUACUGGGAAUGGAUCUAUGCUGCCACUCCUGGUGACCUCAGCACGCUGCAUCACUGUCCUGUCCACGUGCCACAUUAUGGGCCCAGGAGAGGGGGUCCCUGGGUAGCAGAAUGCCUGGCCAUAUCUCUGAGGUCCCUAGUGCCACAGAGUUGAGCUGAGGGUCUCACUCACCCUCUGACUGACCCAGCCCUUGAAGGUGAGUGGAUUGAUAGCCUGAAGGAGGCCAUGCACUCUGUGUUCCUGAAAUGGUGACCUGCUGCAUGCUUGCUUAUCUACUAGGCUGAGUUAUGGGAGUGCUGAGGGAAAGUUUAGCUGCUUUUUAUUUUAGUCUUAAUCCUUUUUGAGCUCUAAGACUAUUUUUGUGCCUGUGAAAUAGGGAUUAAAGUGAAUAGUUGAUAAUUUAGGGUUCAAAAUUUAGAUUCUGAGGAAAACUAGUGAAGUUUUUUUUUCUUCUGAUAUCUAAAAGGCUUUGUUAAAGGCAGUUAUCUUAGCCCUUUACUUCAUCAUAGAUAACAUUUGACUCUUAACUUGGUACCAGAGAAGUGGAAGGUUUCUGUCAUUUUGUGACAAUAUUUUUAAAUUUCUUUGCAGGUGGAAGAAGAAAGGUGCCAGCCAUUUGGCAUGAAGAUAGAGUCACUUAGACGUCAUUCUUUUAAGCUGAGUGCAUUGUGAUUUCCAAUAAUUGAGGCAGUGGUUCUAAAAGCUGUCUACAUUAAUGAAAAGAGCAAUGUGGCCAGCUUGACUAAGCCGCCAGUGUGUGCAGCGCGGGCAGGACGCCACCGGGUUUCGACGGACUUGUGCAUGUUAGCAGUAUAGAUUUAUGUAAGGUGGUUUAAAACUCUGGUGUUUUAAAGUAGUCUUAACUGCUCAUAAUAUGGAGACAUAUGAGAGUCCCUCUCCUCUCCCGCGUGAGCCCGCAGGAGAAGCGAUGAUGGAGAACCGAGCUUGCCCCUUCCAAGUGCUGCCCCAUGAACAGUCUCCACCACCUCCCCUGCAAACGUCCAGUGAUGCAGAGGUAAUGGACGUUGGCUCUGGUGGUGAUGGACAGUCCGAACCUCCUGCCGAGGACCCAUUCAACUUCUACGGAGCUUCUCUUCUCUCCAAAGGAUCCUUCUCUAAGGGCCGCCUCCUCAUAGACCCGAACUGUAGUGGCCACAGCCCGCGCACUGCCCGGCACGCACCCGCAGUCCGGAAGUUCUCCCCUGACCUUAAGUUGCUUAAGGAUGUAAAGAUUAGUGUGAGCUUUACUGAGAGCUGUAGGAGUAAGGACAGGAAGGUGCUGUACACAGGAGUAGAACGCAGCACUCGUGCCGAAUGUAGCCUGCUCCUUAGUCCUGUCAGCGGGGACGUGCAUGCUUGUCCCUUUGGCGGGAGUGUUGGUAAUGGGAUAGGCCUAGGGGGUGAGAGUGCAGAUAAGAAGGAGGAGGAAAAUGAGCUGGAUCAGGAAAAGAGAGUGGAGUACGCAGUGCUCGAUGAGUUAGAAGAUUUUACUGACAAUUUGGAGCUAGAUGAAGAAGGAACAGGCGGGUUCACGGCUAAAGCAAUCGUUCAAAGAGACAGAGUGGAUGAAGAGGCCUUGAAUUUCUCCUAUGAGGAUGACUUUGACAAUGAUGUGGAUGCUUUGCUAGAAGAAGGUCUUUGUGCUCCCAAGAAGAGGCGAAUGGAGGAAAAAUAUGGCGGAGACAGUGAUCAUCCAUCUGAUGGAGAGACAAGUGUGCAGCCAAUGAUGACCAAGAUUAAAACAGUGCUCAAGAGUCGUGGCCGCCCACCUACAGAGCCUCUGCCUGACGGAUGGAUCAUGACUUUUCAUAAUUCUGGAGUCCCUGUAUACCUACACAGAGAGUCUCGAGUGGUCACCUGGUCCAGACCCUACUUCUUGGGAACAGGAAGCAUACGGAAACAUGAUCCUCCUCUAAGCAGUAUCCCCUGUCUGCAUUAUAAGAAAAUGAAGGACAAUGAGGAGCGGGAGCAAAACUGUGAUCUCAUGCCCAGUGGGGAGGUGUCACCUGUCAAGCCCCUGGGUCGAUCUGCAGAGUUGGAUUUCCCUUUGGAAGAACCUGACUCCAUGGGUGGAGACUCAGGGUCCCUGGAUGAGAAGGACCCACUAGGGACUGAGGCAGCCCCUGGAGCCCUGGGACAAGUGAAGGCUAAAGUUGAAGUGUGCAAAGAUGAAUCAGUUGAUCUGGAGGAAUUUCGUACCUACCUGGAGAAGCGUUUUGACUUUGAGCAAGUAACUGUGAAAAAAUUCAGGACUUGGGCUGAGCGGCGCCAGUUCAACCGUGAGAUGAAGCGGAAGCAGGCAGAGUCAGAGAGGCCCAUCCUGCCAGCCAACCAGAAGCUCAUCACUUUAUCUGUGCAAGACGCACCUACAAAGAAAGAAUUCGUCAUCAAUCCCAAUGGGAAGUCUGAGGUCUGCAUCCUGCACGAAUACAUGCAGCGUGUCCUCAAGGUCCGCCCUGUUUAUAAUUUCUUUGAAUGUGAGAAUCCAAGUGAGCCUUUUGGUGCCUCGGUGACCAUUGAUGGUGUGACUUACGGAUCUGGAACUGCAAGCAGCAAAAAACUUGCGAAGAAUAAAGCUGCCCGAGCCACACUGGAAAUUCUCAUCCCUGACUUUGUUAAACAGACCUCUGAGGAGAAGCCCAAAGACAGUGAGGAAUUGGAGUAUUUUAACCACAUCAGUAUUGAGGAUUCACGAGUCUACGAGCUGACCAGCAAGGCCGGGCUGUUGUCUCCGUAUCAGAUCCUCCAUGAGUGCCUUAAAAGAAACCAUGGAAUGGGUGACACAUCCAUCAAGUUUGAAGUGGUUCCUGGGAAAAACCAGAAGAGUGAAUAUGUCAUGGCAUGCGGCAAACACACAGUGCGCGGGUGGUGUAAGAAUAAACGAGUUGGGAAACAAUUAGCCUCUCAGAAAAUCCUUCAGCUGCUGCACCCACAUGUCAAGAACUGGGGGUCCUUACUGCGCAUGUAUGGCCGUGAGAGCAGCAAAAUGGUGAAGCAGGAGACCUCUGACAAGAGUGUGAUAGAGCUACAGCAGUAUGCCAAGAAGAACAGGCCCAACCUUCACAUCCUGAGCAAGCUGCAAGAGGAGAUGAAGAGGCUGGCUGCAGAGCGGAUUGCUAGGGAAGCUGCAGCACAUGGGAGUCUACCCUGGCAUUCUGAGGAGACCCUUCUGGCUUGGCCCAACCCAGCCCGCUCCCUGUACCUUCCCUCCUAGCCAGGAGGAAACGCGGAAGAAGCCCAAGAUGUCAAUUGUUGCAUCUGCCCAGCCUGGCGGUGAGCCCUUGUGCACAGUGGAUGUAUGAGGUAGGCGGCAUGGGCCAACAGUGCUACCCAGGAGACCAUCAGCCACACAUCAUCACUGCAGCACCAGGCCUCCAACCUAAGUUCCUUUCCUGUGGCAGUGUCGGCUCUACUCUGGCACACGGGGACAGCUGUGACAAUACAGCACACAUGCAAAGAAGCAGUUCUUCUGGAAGCUGCUCUGUGUGACUUGAUAUAUUAAGGAUCAGCUAUAAGUAACUACACAAGUGGAAGCUGAUAGACAGCUGUAGAUCCUGCUUGUACGUAUCUGCUGCGGACUGUUUUUAUGAAGGUUUUCAUGAAUUUUAGUACACUAUAUGCACUGACAAGAAGUGAUGCUUGGUUGAUAGAUGAGAUGACCAGGAUUUAUAGCUUUGGCUGGCCUAUGAUGCCUUUGCUCAUAGUUCCUUCUUGUGGAGCCACUGAGACCUGGUCAGAAGGUGCAGGUAUCCUGUCCUGUAGUAUUACCUGCUUUGUGUGUUUCCCAUUUUCCUCUGAAAAAGUUAUAAUAGAAAGGAUUAUUUCAGGCUAUUUUGGCUUAAAAUAAAACAAAAUUUUAGCAACAGAGCUACUUUUCAGAGAUUGCAUAGUGAAGAUACUGAACUGUCAAGAUACUGAGUGUUAAUCUGGUUGCAGUCUACUUCUUUUGAUGAUGUCUUAAUGCCCUAAUAGCUGUCUUCUGGAUACCCAAGCUCCCACCUUCAAUAAACUUUAGCAACACUUUUCUACAAAGAUUUUUGCACAAUCAAGUCCAUCUGUUGAUCGGUUUUUAAAGCUUUUAUGAUGUUUUAGAAUUUGGAAAGAAACUUUUACAGUGAGAGUGGAAGACAGAUUUAGUCUUGCAUUUCAACAGAUGGACUUGUGUAAAUAGGAAACAGGGCCUUCAGUGUAGCCCAUCACUGACCAAGAGCUGGCACUGCACAUGACAAGUAGUUAUGGCUUUUCUGGAUCUCAAGGGUGGCUGCUGUCUACAUACACCAAGCCUGGUGUCAGGUUUAGUCUUUGCCCAUCCAUGCUUACAGGAUAGCCAUGGAGAAGGGUAUUGAGUAGAGGUAUAUUGAGAACACAAGUCAUGGUCAAGAGUUAGCCUACCCCAAUACCUGUUCAGAGGGGCUGCAGUCUUAUAUGUUCUCAGUGUGUCUUUCAUCUGUACCUGAAUUUACAUGGAUGGCAUGUGUUGUCAGAAAGACAAAAUGGCAGCUAUGGGCAUCCCAACACUAUAUUCCUCCCCCCUGAUCACCUGUGUGAUAGCAGUUAACUUCUGUGUUAAUCUUGGCAAGAACAACUCUCCAAAUCAAGUUGCUAGAAUUGGAGACUUGAUUCCUUCUUCCUUGCCUCCCAUUCACAGUUGUGAUCAGCCUUUUGACUGACCCCAGAUUUGCCAUUGGGAAAGCCUUAAGCACAUGGUAAUGUGAUCUCUCUAUAGCUGUACUGGCCCAGGCAAUGUCAACAACAGGUGCUGCCACACACAGGUGGGUGAGUUUUAAAUGCACAGCCAUGUUAUAAUGCUGCAAGCCUGUGUAGAUGCUGGCCAUGGUUGUAGGGUGCACCCUGAUGGUCUGAACACAUAAAAUUGUCCAAAAGGGAA